Messenger RNA from Gekko japonicus, 2233 nucleotides. It is a transcript of the gene CNEP1R1, whose product is annotated as CTD nuclear envelope phosphatase 1 regulatory subunit 1. The transcript has 6 exons. Bases 108 to 485 code for a protein of 125 amino acids. The record is from RefSeq and is a predicted model, not a curated record. Lineage: Eukaryota; Metazoa; Chordata; Lepidosauria; Squamata; Gekkonidae. Gene Ontology annotation, cellular component: Nem1-Spo7 phosphatase complex; cytoplasm.
CAGAAAGGGAGAAAGAGGAGGAAAACCGCAGGACGCGCGAUGGGUUCGGGGCUGCGAGUCUGAACGGAGUUGGGUGGCUGCGGGCGUCCUCUUUUCUUCCCCCCGAGAUGAACUCGCUGGAGCAGGCGGAAGACCUCAAGGCUUUUGAAAGGAGACUUACAGAAUACAUAGCUUGUCUGCAGCCGGCUACCGGGCGCUGGAGAAUAAUUCUUAUAGUGGUAUCUGUAUGCACGGCAACUGGGGCUUGGAACUGGCUAAUAGAUCCAGAAACGCAGAAGGUAUCGUUUUUCACAUCGCUGUGGAACCACCCAUUCUUCACAAUUAGCUGUAUUACCCUGAUAGGGUUAUUUUUUGCUGGGAUACAUAAGAGAGUGGUGGCGCCCUCGAUAAUAGCCGCUCGAUGUCGGACGGUCCUGGCAGAGUACAACAUGUCGUGUGAUGAUACGGGAAAGCUAAUACUGAAACCCCGCCUUCACGUCCAGUAGUCUUCCGUCAUCCUUUGACUCUGUCGUCAAAGGAACAGAAAGCAAGAGACUUUUCCAUCGUGGCCGUGAGGCCAAACGGGACUGCGUUGCGCUUAGUUACAUCUGAGCCGUGGAUGGCGGAAGUGCACAACAGCUGGUAUAUUUAUUCACAGUCUCUGUCUUUUCUUGUGUCAUCACCUGUGCUUUCAAUAAUCCCCCCCCCCUUUACAGUGUUAAUAUCCCUCUCGGGAGGGUGUCAUCUUCAGCGAUGUUACUGGCAAAGUGGUUCCCCUCUGCAGGAAAAUGGGAUUCCUUUGUUUUUAUAGAUGUGCAAAGCCCUGUAAACAGAAAAUGAAUGCUAAUGUUAAGGGUGGCAGCGAAAGGCAUUAACGUGGUGUGCAUUUGUUCCCGAGAACCAGUAUUUGAAGAGAACGCUACAUUUGCCGUACAGGGUCCUACCAGCACACUCCUUCAUUCAUGACAGCUGUCUUUUGCACACGCUGACCCCCCCCCCCUCCAGUCUGCAUAAAAGAAUUCCUCUCUUCUCUUAGUGGUAAAUUGCUCUUAUUUUUACCCCUGCCUUUGUUUAACUUUUGUCCCAGAAGAUACAGCACUUCAGCUUUCCUGCACUGAUAUUUUCAGCAAAUUCAACAUGUUUUUUAAAAAUAAUUAUUAGUUUUAUUUUUAAGAACCUCUGUAAGCAUGCUGCUGCGUGCAGCAUGUAAGAGCGUGAUGUAUUGUAUGUGGAAGUUACACUGUUAUAGCUUUGGCCAUGAGACUAGUAUUGCUUAACUUUGGAUUCGAACUACUUGAUAAAAAGUGCCACAAGAUGUUUGAAGACAGAAUGGUUCAGGUAAUCCUUUGGCCUCAGUAUGGCCCCGUUACCUAUCUAUGGCUACCCGAUUAAGAAGAUGCAGUGGGUCGUUUUGCUGGUUUCUCAUAUUGCACUGGUUUUCCUUUUCCUUUCAGUUUCGGAGCUAACUGUGACGACUGUCACACCCAUGCUGCAUUUUUAUCAAAACAAAGUUAGCAUCAAACCACGGUUUUGCGAACCUUCUAAGAUCUGGUUUGGCGCUAACUGCAGUUAGUGAAGAUGUGGGGAUGAUGCUGAACUGAUUGGUUCUGAAACUUGGGAAAGGGUGAGGGGAGCAAAUGCCCAAAUGAGCCACAGGGAACUCUCACUUGCCUAAUGGCAAUUGUGUCUGCAGGUGAGCCUACGGCGUGGUGUCCUCGUGCGUCUCUCCUUUUCCUCCUCAGCAUGGAACUUGGUCACUUGAACGUUCUGCGAUCACUGUUUUGACAGGCUUUGAAAGUCAGGCUUGCCAAAGAGAGAGUGGCGCCAUCGUUCCGUCAGUGGCGUCCGACAUUGAAAUCACCAGGGGGGCGGACAAAAGAAAUUACUUGGUAAUCUGAACCGACCUUAUGAAAAAGUGUUACGAGACGUGGCUUGUUACACGCAGUAUAUUUUGAAACCGUUUGCAAUUUAAUUUUAAACCCUCCCUAUGCCUUUUAGAACCCCGCCCUUUCAAGCUAUUUUUAAUAGAGUAUAACAUUUUAAGAGCACAUAGCAGCCUGGAUGCGCACUGCAAGCAAGACUCCACGGCAGUCAACAUGAGUGCGAAAAUGACGCUGAUGCCAAGGCUAUGUAGCUGCAGCAAUAAGACUGUGCUCUUGAAGUCUUCUACAAACGCUCUUAUGGUUUUUUGUUUUGCUUUUAAAUAGACGUCAUUGUUUUGUAGGAAAUGUGUAUAAAAAUAAAUAACUUUAUU